Molecule: messenger RNA, 1569 nt
Organism: Penicillium taxi
Lineage: Eukaryota; Fungi; Ascomycota; Eurotiomycetes; Eurotiales; Aspergillaceae
Product: cytochrome P450
Exons: 6
Coding region: 1-1569 (522 amino acids)
Molecular function (GO): monooxygenase activity; oxidoreductase activity, acting on paired donors, with incorporation or reduction of molecular oxygen; heme binding
Source: RefSeq, a predicted model, not a curated record
AUGGCGAUCAAUUACAUCAAAAAUUUUGAUUUUUCACUCGCCGCUCAAUAUCUCACUGUCACCUGGGUAGUGUACAUUAUCGCAGGGGUCUUCUACAAUCUCUUCUUUCACCCAUUGACCAAUGUUCCGGGACCAAUUUACUGCAAGAUCAGCAAGAUUCCAUGGGACUAUUGGCAAUGGACUGGUCGCCUUCCUCAGAAGACUGCCAAAGUCCAUGCCAAAUAUGGAGAAAUCGUUAGAAUUGGCCCUAACGAGCUUAGUUUUACCAAUAAUGCAGCGUGGAACGACAUCUUUGGAAAAAUUCCUGGACGAGCACAGUGGCCACGCCAUCCAAAGCGAGUCCCCCAGGGUAAGAAUGGGCCCAAGAGCCUCAUGAAUACUGCCGGAAGCGAGCAUGCUCGCUUCCGUCGACUGUUGAGCCAUGCCUUUUCCGAGAAAGGUCUCCAGGAGCAACAGGGGCUCAUAACCAAGUAUAUCGACCUAUUUAUCAGGAGAGUGGACGAGUUUGCGCGUGAGAGACAGUCAAUUGAUAUUACUAAAUGGUUCGUCAUGGUGGGAUUCGAUAUUAUCAGUGACCUGGGCUGGAGUGAGCCAUUCAACUGCGUUGAAAAUGGAGAGGUUCAUGAAUGGAUCAAAACCUUUGCGGAAACCGCCUUUGACACGCAGCUUAAGUUCUUACUUCGCGAGCACCACCUGAUGUUUUUGGCUCCGUAUAUCAUCCCCAUGAAACUGCAACUCGCCCGCCUCGCUAAUUUCAAGUAUGCCCUCGCGCGGGUGGAUGAUCGUAUCAAACAAGGUGGCAUCCGUGGUGAUUUCUGGGAUCAAAUCACCAUAAAGAGUGCCGAGAAUAACGUGGGAGGCGAGGGUCUUACUAAAGAAGAAAUGGUGGUUGCUGCUGUAACACUCGUUGGAACAGGUUCACAUACCAUUUCUACACUUCUUACUGGGCUAACUUACUUCCUCGGGACCAACCCUCAUGCGAUGAAAAAGCUCCUUAACGAAAUCCGCGAGUCUUUCGUCUCACCUGAGGAGAUCAACUUUGUAACUAUCCACAAGUUAAAAUACCAGACAGCUUGCCUCAAUGAGACUAUGCGUUUAUACCCGCCUGUUAUCACCAUGCUCUGGCGCACUCCGCCCACAGGCGGCGGCCAUGCCGCUGGCAUCUUCAUCCCGGAGGGUACAGGGUGUAACAUGUCAUUCUUUGGCAUCGCGCAUAAUCCCGACUAUUUCACACGACCCCUUGAAUUUUGCCCUGAGCGCUUCCUGCCCGACCCGCCAGCCGAAUUUCUCGAUGACAACCAUGAGGCAUAUCACCCAUUCAGUCUAGGGGCGUUUAGUUGUCUGGGUCAAAAUCUCGCUAAUGCCGAGGCCCGUUUAAUUAUUACCAAGCUACUAUGGCAUUUUGACUUUGAGCUGGACAGAAACGUUGACAAGGAUUGGCUGGAUCAAAAGUCGUAUGCUGUCUUCGUCAAAAAAGAUCUCCAUGUGAGAUUUAGCCCGAGACCCAGUGUCGACCUUAGCCCUGUCUCUACUCUCAAGGCUGAUAGCAGCAACGGCCACAAGCAGUGA